CACAGACACGGGAGGAACCGACCAGAGUCUUGCACAGCCUCCACAAAACACGAUGCUCUGAGAGAGGAGUAUCACACUUCAACGUGAUUAAGGAGGGACUGAAACUUCUCCUCUUUCUUCAGAGUGAGACAGAAAGUGACCAGUACAUCAUUAUCUUACCAAGAGAUCGUAUUUAUCGGAUGGGAGCCAGAAAUUGAAAGUUUGCUGCAGAAGGUCGACUACCUCCCACUCCCUACAAUGGCCACCCUCGAUGACGGCCACAUCCACACCUUGAGCUCGGAGCUGCCAGCCAUGUUUGACGGCGUGAAGCUGGCAGCCGUGGCUACCGUGCUCUACGUCAUCGUCCGCUGUCUGAACCUGAAGAGUACCACAGCGUCGCCGGAGGUCAGCUACCAGAACACACCUCUCAGCCGCUACCUGCUCAAAGCCUGCCCGUUGCUGACCAAAGAAUACAUUCCUCCCUUGCUGUGGGGGAAGAGCGGUCAUCUUCAGACGGCUCUGUAUGGCAAGAUGGGACGUGUCAACACUCCAACUCCCUGCGGGGUCCGCAAGUUUCUCCCAAUGCAGGACGGGGCAACGGCGUCCUUUGACCUCUUUGAAGCACUCGGAGAACACAGCACAGGAGAUGACAUAACCAUGGUAAUCUGCCCUGGGAUCGGUAACCAUAGCGAGAAGAACUACAUUCGGACCUUUGUGGAUCACUCUCAGCGGCAGGGAUACCGCUGUGCUGUCCUCAACCACCUGGGAGCUUUGCCCAACGUUGAGCUCACCUCCCCCCGCAUGUUCACCUACGGUUGUACCUGGGAGUUUGCAGCCAUGGUGAACUACAUCAAGCGAACUCUCCCCGACACUCUGCUGGUGGUCGUGGGCUUCAGUCUGGGAGGAAACAUCGUGUGCAAGUUCCUGGGUGAGAACCGAUCCAACCAGGACAGAGUGCUGUGCUGUGCCAGCGUCUGCCAGGGAUACAGCGCCCUCAGGGCCCAGGAAACAUUCCUUCAGUGGGACCAGUGCCGGAGACUCUACAACUUUGUGUUGGCAGACAACAUGAAGAAGCUCAUCCUGUCACACAGGAACAGUUUGCUCAGCAUGAACUCCAGCAACAUUGGUGACGCUGAAUUUAGCAAACUGAUCGCGGCCACGUCUCUGAUGCAGAUUGACGACAGCAUCAUGAGAAAAUUCCACGGCUACGACUCGGUGAAGGAGUACUACGAGAAGGAGAGCUGUGUGCACUACAUCCACAAAGUCACUGUGCCUCUCCUGCUGGUAAACUCCUCAGACGACCCACUAAUACAUCAGUCACUGCUGUCUAUUCCACGCACACUCUCAGAGAAAAUGCCUAACGUGAUAUUUGCCCUGACCCAACACGGAGGCCACCUGGGCUUCUUCGAGGGUGACGUACUGUUUCCGCAGCCCCUCACCUGGAUAGACAAGUUUAUAGUCCAGUACACAGACGCCAUCUGUCACUGGGAGAAGAACAGGCCGGACUGCCAGAGGAGCAGCCAACAGGACACAAACUCUUGCCUGCAGAGCACAGGGGCAAAGCUCAGCGGGUAACACGUACACACACGACUGGAGACGAAACAACAUAUCAAAACACACACAGGCAUGCUGCUGCGUCUGCUCUUCUGCUGCUACUUCUUCUUCAGCAGUAAUGGCGAUACACUUGAGUCAUUCUGAUACAUGUUGGAAAUGUAAAAACUAAAUUUAGAGGAGAAGUGGGGGCACAAAAAUGUAAAUUACAAAUUUCAGACUUAUUAAUAUCGGAGGGUGUAAUGUUACCUCAGAGUCAAUUGUUCCUUCCUCUUUUGUGAUGAGUCACUUCGCCAUCUGCUGGUUUUUGGCAGCUGUUGCGUCUCUCGUCUCGUUUGGACAUAAAAUAAUACUUACACUAACGGAUAACUAUGACCUGUUCCUGUGUUUAGAAAGAAGAGAAAGGUGAAAUUUCCCCACAUAAAUCACCACUGAAAGGUUUCCCAGAUACUCAGGUACUCAUAAAUCAGCACCAGAUAGCCUUAAAGUGGGUCUUCAACACACUUUUUUUAAUUUUUAUUCUUGCUCCCUAAAAACACAAUAUUUACUACCACUAUGCAAGUGCCUUAAUUUUAAAAGAUUUUGGUUUACAGGAUUUCCAGCUUUUGUACGAUGUCAACAUGAAGUUUUAAUGGUCUUCUUCUUUUAUGUUGCGCAUUCUUUGACAUGAUGCUGUCUAUUUCUAUUAAGAGAGUCAUGUUUUCUUAUUGCAGGACAAAAAAAUCAGUUAGUUUUUUUGUGGAUGUAUGGUUUAGCCGUCAUUUUGCUCAACACGUUAACAGAUUUUUCUUUACAUUUCCAUUAUGAGCAGCGGACCAUCAGCCUGCAUCGUUGCUGCUGACCUUUGAAAUACAGCAAUCAGGGUGUCAGGUUAUUAAAGAGGUUUAAGGAUAUUUAAAAAAUACAGAGAAUUUUUUUUUUAUUAUUUAAUGUUUUUGUAGCAGUUAUUUCCAUGUUGUUAAAUGGGAAUAUGGGUCUUCAUGCAAACUAGCUUUAACUUAACUUAACUGCACUUCUUUUGGUCAACUUUUCCCAUUCCCACUUUUUGUUCCAUUCCAUUCAUUUCUCCACAAACCUUAAAAACCAGCAUGUAACAGCGAUUAUUACUAUGAUGCUCCUGCCAUCAGGUGGUUCAGUCCCCUAAAUGUUGUUGUGGAUUUAGAAGUCUACCAUCCAGGACAGGAGAUACUAGAAAACUAUACAGAACUAAAGAGCAGUUCAGGACAGAUGUUUGCAAACACGAGAGAGGAAAGUACAACUGGGGCACAAACAGGACAUUUUUUUAAAUGAAAAAUCCAAAUUUGGGCUUUCAUUUUACACACUGACUGGUCUUUAUGGUGUAUUAUUUUACAAUGGUACUCAAAAAGUGCUCAAAAACUUUAAUGUUUGAUCUGCUGGAUUAUGGCCAAUGCUUUAUUCUUUUUUUUUUUUUUUUUUAAAGGCGUUGGCUCAAAUACAGUCGGGGUCUGAUAUUAGUCAAUACUUGGAACUUUUUUUUUUACGAGUUUCAUAAGUUACUGAGGGUUUUUGGGGGGUUUAUUAUAAGCUGCUUGCACCUAGGUGGGUUUGCCUGUGUAGUACAAUAAAUGCAGCGAGGAGAAUUCAGACUGAAAGAUUUCCUACGUAGAAAAACACAAAAAUUAAAUGAAGACACACAAAUCUAAUCUCUAUUGUGUUUCACGGUGUAUUUCAGUUAUAAAUGGGGAUAAAGGUCUGAAACUUUGUUUUCUGUAAGUGAUUGUUUAGCAGUUUGGACCUCUUUCACCACAAUAUUGAAUAUGUCCUGUGGUGUUCAUGUAAAUGCCGUGGACUCUCCACACAAUUUAAAGCUUAAAAUUAACUGUUUAUGAUUCACUUUUGUUCAUUAUCUUUACAUGCAAGUCUUAUUUCAUUUUAAAAGAUGUAAUAGUAAAGAAAGGACCAGUGUGUAGGAUUAAGUGGCAUUUUAGCAGCACUGUUGCAGAUUGUAGCCAACUAUUUAUUAUUGGAUCCCACUGCUGGUUGGGAACCGUAAUGACACCUCACCCUCAGCACCCCCUUUCAAGCUUGUAGGAGAAGCUGCGGUGGCCGCAAAACUUGCAAAAAAAAAAAAAGCCUUCUCUAGAGCCAGUGUUUAGUUUGUCCAUUCUGGGCUACUGUAGAAAACAUGUUGGUGCAACAUGGCGACCUCCGUGGUAGAGGAUGCGCUCCCUAUGCAGAUAUAAAGGGCUCAUUCUGUGAUUAUACACUAAUGAAAACAUGCUCAUGAUUAUUUUAUUCCAUUUCUGCUGAUUGAUCCCCCUAAAUCUUACACACUGGUCCUUUAAAUUGUCAAUCUGCCCUUUAAAAGCACAGUGCAACCUGCUGCUGUUUGUGCAAUAUGUUGAGAAAUGGACCGUUUUGCCUGCACUUUACUGUCUUUACAGUUGAAACUGUACUGUAUGGCACUAUAAUAUGUAUUUGCGUAUGAGUGUGAGAUUUAUAGUCUAAUCCGAGUGUUUUUGCUUUAAUGUGUUACACAGUCAUCUUAUUUGGACUCACCUAAUAAUAAAUAUUUUUCA
Molecule: messenger RNA, 4070 nt
Organism: Scomber scombrus (Atlantic mackerel)
Lineage: Eukaryota; Metazoa; Chordata; Actinopteri; Scombriformes; Scombridae
Product: monoacylglycerol lipase ABHD2-like
Exons: 12
Coding region: 238-1554 (438 amino acids)
Biological process (GO): medium-chain fatty acid catabolic process; medium-chain fatty acid biosynthetic process; sperm capacitation
Cellular component (GO): sperm plasma membrane; sperm flagellum
Molecular function (GO): acetylesterase activity; monoacylglycerol lipase activity
Source: RefSeq, a predicted model, not a curated record